Messenger RNA from Adineta ricciae, 417 nucleotides. Lineage: Eukaryota; Metazoa; Rotifera; Eurotatoria; Adinetida; Adinetidae. The record is from the annotation of a GenBank genome assembly.
AUGGAUUCCGAUCGAUUCGCACCACUUGCUAAUGCUCUGAAAUUCAAUAAAACAUUGACGGAACUCGAUUUCGAAGUGAAUUUCCUAAAUGAUAAUGGUACACGACAUUUAGCAGAAGUAUUGAAAAUGAACAACACACUGAAAAAAGUAGAACUAUACCGAAAUGAAAUUGGUGAGGAAGCUUCGGCAGCUUUGGCAUCUGUUAAACGAAAGAUUAAAUACAAUGUUGACAAAUCUUUGAAAUUUUUCGAACAACGUGCUUCGGAUGCUGUUAAAAUAACAUGCGUUGCUUUUAUUGGUGGUGUGAAAGAGAUGAGCGAUACUUGCAGUCAAUUUCUUAAUAUUACACAACAAGAAUCAAAUGAGCUAUUAGUAAUUACAACACGUCUGAAUCCAGAUGGCCAACAACAACAAUAA